GGGGCCGCGGGGCGGACCCGGCCCGUACGUCGGUGUAGCCGGGCCCCAGGUCCUGGUUUUGCUGGAGCCCGGCACCGCCGGUCCGCGCCUGUGACGCCCCUGGCGGCGGGGAAGGGAGUUGUCGCUGCUGAACUUCGCUGGGUUUCCCCGCGGGUGUUUCCUGCAGAGCUGCCGGCCCGUCCCCUCCCCUCCAGGACGAUGGCUCCUUGGGCCAGGCUUGCCUUGGUCUCCUGCUGGAUCCUGUCUCUCUGCUCUGCCACCUUGGCUGGGGUUCACCAUCUCUCCCACCUCCAGCUCAUCUCCCCCUGGGCGGCCCCUGGUCUGCCCAAGCGGCUGUAUGUGGUGAGGAUGAAUGACCUGGUGCUCUCAACCUAUGACAGCAACACCCGCAGGCUGGCUCCCCGCAGUGGCUACACCCCGGCCAACCAGGAGUUCUGGAGUGCAGGCAAUGCUGCAUGCAUGGUCUGGGACUCCUGGGUAGAGAUCAAGUACCAGGCCCUGGUGCAGGAGGUGAACACCAGUUCCCCACAGGCAGAACCCUACCACAUGCAGGUCCUGAAGACUUGUGAGCUGGACGAUGCCACCGGUGCUGUCCGAGCCGUCACGAGAUAUUCCCUCAACGGGGAGGACGUGCUGCGGUACCAGUCCGACCACAACCGCUGGUUCUCGGAGCACCCGGCAGGCUGGCGAGUGGCGGAGUGCUGGAACCGUGAAGGGGAGACUUUCACUGUGUGGAACCUCAUCCAGCCCCCGGAUUGCAGGUUCUUUAUCGAAUCCGCUCUGCCUUUCAUCGCUCAGAAGACAGCCCAGCCCACAGUGCGUGUGGCCCUUGUCCCAGGGACCCAGGACCGGCCACGCCGCCUCGUCUGCCACGUGACGGGGUUCUAUCCCCGCAACAUCGAGGUGAUCUGGGAGCGGGGGGGCCAGGUGGUCCAUGGGGAGCAGCUGACCAGUGGCAUCCUGCCCAACGGGGACCUAACCUUCCAGAUCCAGGUGUCCAUCGAGCUGGGGCAGGAGGGGGUUGGCCCUGCAGAACAUGUGUGUGUGGUGAGACACAGCAGCCUGGGGCGCGACCCGCUAAGGGUGACCUGGGAUCCCCAGGUCACAGGGCAGGCUGGUGUGCCGGCGAUCAUUGCUGGGUGCAUCCUCGCUGCCUUGGGAGUCGUGGCCCUGGGCUGGUACCUGAUGAGGAGGCCAGGGGCCCAGAAGGGGCCAUAUCGCCCGGCACAGACACAGCCAGGGACUCUCGACUCUGCUCCAGCCACAGCUAAGCCAGCAGGAAACUCCUUGUUCACAGCAUCUUCUUGCCCAGAUGCCACCGAGUGACCAGACUCAGAGCCGACUGUGCCAGGGCCAUCGGAUUUGACUGGAGCUACAUGGAGCAUCCCUGGUGAAGGGGAUGUGCUGGGGGAUCACAUAUCGCUCAUUUAAUGGAUCAAGUACUUCUACUGCUCGCUUCUGUUCAAAUGCUUAGUCAUGUUCCCACAGCAUAUCUCUGUCAGCUUGCUUCCUGAGCGACACACCAGUUCCAGCCAUCUUGGCUCCCCUGCCGGUUCCACCAAGCUGCCUUCAGUUUCACUGCUACUCCACCUUGGCAGGCUCAUGCAUUUUAAAAGUUUCCUUCUUUAUCCACCAUAAAACCUUUGAGUAAUUUGUAACCAUUUUUGACCAAACCCCACUGACUGCAUGUGACGAUGUGACGCAGCAGAGAGGGGGGAGUGUUGACCUGGGAAUGUGCCCUGGUGAUGGGAGACCUGAGAGCCUGUCACCUGAGCCAGGAGGGGGAGGGGAGGGGGAGGUAACACCUCUGCCCAGGAAUGUGAACAGAGGCUGCAGAAGAGAGCCUGCUGGGGGGGAGUUAGUUUCGGUUGGUGCUGGGUGGAGGAACGCAGGGAACCCCAGGACUGGGGUCUAAGCUCCCUGCUCCCCCAGAAGGACUUGACUGAGGGGUCCUGGUUGUACCCACAACCUCUGUUUUGGACUGUGUUCCUGUUGUCCAAUAAACCUUCUGUUUUA
This is a messenger RNA of Caretta caretta (loggerhead turtle), 2016 nucleotides long. RefSeq names its product rano class II histocompatibility antigen, A beta chain-like. Lineage: Eukaryota; Metazoa; Chordata; Testudines; Cheloniidae. Gene Ontology annotation, biological process: immune response. Gene Ontology annotation, cellular component: external side of plasma membrane. The record is from RefSeq and is a predicted model, not a curated record.